GUUCCAUCGCCUCCACGCAUCUGUCUCUUCCUCUUUCACAGGGCAGACGGGUUGACAUUUCAGCAGCAAACGACACCGCACAUCCAAAAGAGACACCCAUUUUACCGUCACCUGAACGCAUAUAUGCACCAUGGCGGUCCGUUGCCAAUUCGAAAACUCAUCCGAGAUCGGCGUGUUUGCACGCCUCACCAAUUCUUAUUGCCUCGUCGCCAUCGGAGGCUCUGCCAACUUUUACGGCACAUUCGACGCAGAGCUUGGAGACCUCAUUCCGGUAGUACAUUGCUCGAUCGCUGGAACGCGAUUAGUCGGAAGGCUCACAGUUGGCAACCGGCAUGGGCUGCUCGUACCCAGCACGACGACUGAUCAAGAGCUGCAACAUUUGCGAAAUAGUCUGCCGGACAGCAUUGCGAUACAGAGAGUGGAGGAGCGACUGAGUGCGCUCGGAAAUGUAAUUGCUUGCAAUGAUUACGUUGCAGUCGUCCAUCCAGACCUUGAUCGGGAAACGGAAGAGAUUAUCGCAGACGUGCUGAAGGUCGAAGUAUUCAGGCAAACAGUAGGCGACAACGUGCUGGUUGGGUCGUACGCAGCCAUCACCAAUCAAGGCGCGCUGGUACACCCACGAACCUCGAUUCAGGAUCAAGAUGAGCUCUCCUCAUUAUUGCAAGUCCCGCUCGUCGCAGGGACAGUGAACCGCGGUAGCGAUCUUGUCGGCGCAGGGUUACUCGUGAAUGACUGGGCAGCGUUCUGCGGGUUUGACACGACUGCAACUGAGAUCUCAGUGAUUGAGGCGACGUUCAAGCUCUCAGGGCAAGAGAGCGGGCGCGUCGUCAACGAGCUUCGCGAUGCUCUGGUCGACACCUAUGCAUAGAGAAUUGUUAUUGUACUGACACUACACAAGUGCAUCUCA
Molecule: messenger RNA, 907 nt
Organism: Tilletiaria anomala UBC 951
Lineage: Eukaryota; Fungi; Basidiomycota; Exobasidiomycetes; Georgefischeriales; Tilletiariaceae
Product: putative TIF6-translation initiation factor 6
Exons: 4
Coding region: 131-868 (245 amino acids)
Biological process (GO): assembly of large subunit precursor of preribosome; maturation of 5.8S rRNA; maturation of LSU-rRNA
Cellular component (GO): nucleolus; preribosome, large subunit precursor; cytosol
Molecular function (GO): ribosomal large subunit binding
Source: RefSeq, a predicted model, not a curated record